This is a messenger RNA of Penicilliopsis zonata CBS 506.65, 875 nucleotides long. RefSeq lists its product as hypothetical. The transcript has a single exon. The record is from RefSeq and is a predicted model, not a curated record. Lineage: Eukaryota; Fungi; Ascomycota; Eurotiomycetes; Eurotiales; Aspergillaceae. The coding region runs from base 173 to 721 and encodes 182 amino acids.
CAGGGAGCACUGGGAACGAGUGUCGUGUCGAAAAAAAAAUUAUAUAAUGAAUAAAAAUCAGACUGGUCAAAUGAGAAAGAUGAGGAGAGAAAGACAACGAUAGAGGAUCAGCAUUCAAUGCUUCUCUCGUGUGGACUAGCUAGAGACUCCUGGGUUCGCAGCGCCGAGGACGAUGACGACGCCGACAACCGAAAAAAAAAAUCCCCAGGACAGACAGCAAACGCAGGCCUGGGAUCGACAGGGCCAGGGUGCGCUGGCUCCUGGGGGGGUUUUUUUUUGCUGCUCCCUGAGCGGAGGGUGUCUUGAAUCCACGGCUUGUAGGAAGGUGGAAGCUACUAGGGAUGCCAGACAGCCAGAUAGAGACACUCGAGCCACUAUUCGCCUGCCUUGCGGGGCGGCUCUGAAACCGGGGAGGGGAAAAAUUCCCUGGAAUAAUGAUAAUUCACUAUUCUUGUUCAUCAUAGCCGAUCGCUGGGCCUGUUUAUUAUUCGAUAACGGGUCGUAUUGGAUAGAAAUAGGUAGAGGCUGUCCACUGUGCACUGUACACUGUACCUUUUUUCUUCGCAGGGACAUGCCAACGCAUCCCUUCAAUCGUCAGGAAUGCCUCCAGGCAGUUCUGAAGCUGUAUCAGAUACCAGGGCGAGGAAGUCAAAUAAUAUUCAAACAGGCGUUUCAGAGUGGAUUCAGAGUAGAAUCGAGGCUAUGGAGAAGUCCCUCCUGAGGCUGUGAAACUGACAGGGUGUGUGCGUGGCAUUAAUUUAAGUGAUUAGUCAGCGGUCGGCUAUUCCACCUUCAAGAACCCAGUAGAUAGUAACAAGUGUAACUAUGUGGUGAUUAUAUCCGGUGAAAAAAGCCAAUCAUUACUAGUAUGUACU